Salvelinus sp. IW2-2015 is the source of this 7851-nucleotide messenger RNA. NCBI's taxonomy places the organism in Eukaryota, Metazoa, Chordata, Actinopteri, Salmoniformes, Salmonidae. The record is from RefSeq and is a predicted model, not a curated record.
AAUAGACUGGACUGCCCUGCAACGGCAGACUGCAAUAAAACUGCUGAAGCUACUUACAAUCUUACUCAACCAUUCAUCGGACUGCUCACCAACACUAAACCAGCAUAUCACUGAGCGUGUCACCCAGAUGUUUCCAUGACCUGGGUCAAAAGCGUGAACUGAUACUUCACUUGUGUAUGGAACCUCCCCUGGUGUAAACUGACACAAACCAACCUUGAGGGGGUUGCUAUUUGGAGCCAAAUAUGUUCCAUCUGAUUAAGAAAGACAAGGAUGAGAGGAAGAAGGAGAAAAAAGACAGGAAGGACAAAAAGGAGAGGAUGUCCCAGGCAGAGCUGACGAGUCUGGACGAGAUGAGCCAGAGGCGGGGCUUCUUCAAUCUCCACCGAGGAGGCUCUAAGAGGGACUCCAAGAUCAAGCUGGAGAUCUCCAGCCCCAUCCCUAUCAAGGUGGCUAGCAACACAGAGCUCAGCCUUACUGAUCUAGAUGCUGAUCGCUUCAGUAACCGUGGCAGCAUGGUCCUGGACCUGGGCCAGGUGAGUGCAGCCAGCUCCAGUGAUGACAUCAAGGGGGAGGGGGGACAGGACCCCCAUCGCAUCUCUGUGAAGGAGCGGGCGGCCAAGUUCGGUGGUCUGGCCAAGCAGAACUCCCAGGUGGGCCAGAUCAUGAAGCCCUUCUCCCAGAUGAACAAAGAGGAGAGUGCCUCUGAGGCUUCCACACCAAGCUCAACUCAACCGUCUCCCCAGUUAGAGAACAAGGUGAACACCUACCACAGACAGGCUUCCCAGCAGCAUCCCCAGGUCCACAGCAGGGCUGGGAAGAGGGUUCACAUCCCAGAAGUGGUGGAGAAGACCUUCCCUGCAGACCUGCGACUGCCUGGCGUCAUGGCUCCACCUAUGCCUGAGCCCAGGGAACUGGAGCUGCAGCGCCGCAACACAGGAGACUUUGGUUUCUCCUUGCGCCGCACCACCAUGUUGGACCGGAGGUCUGACGGUGGGGUCUACCGGAGGGUGGUCCACUUUGCUGAGCCUGGAGCCGGGACCAAGGACCUGGCGCUGGGUCUGGUGCCUGGAGACAGGUUAGUGGAGAUCAACGGGCACAACGUGGAGAAUAAGAGCCGGGACGAGAUCGUGGAGAAGAUCCGUCAGUCUGGGGACUCUGUGAGGUUAAAGGUUCAGCCCAUCGUGGAGCUGAGUGAGCUGAGCCGCUGCUGGCUGAGGAGCAGUGAGGGGCUGCGCAGGGAGGCCUACGAUGUGAAGACCGAGGAGCAAAUAGCUGCUGAGAAGGCCUGGUACGGCACAGAGAAAGUAUGGCUGGUUCACAAGGAUGGAUUCUCCUUGGCGACCCUGUUGAAGACGGAGCCAGGCAGUCUGCCAGAGGGGAAAGUCAAGAUCAGACUGGAGAGCGACGGCUCGUUGCUGGAUGUGGAUGAAGAUGAUGUGGAGAAGGCCAACCCUCCAUUGUUUGACCGCGUGGAGGACCUGUCCUCGCUGCAGUACCUCAAUGAGUCCAGUGUGAUGCACUCUCUGCGCCAGCGCUACGGGGGUAACCUCAUACACACCCACGCUGGGCCCAACAUGGUGGUCAUCAACCCCAUCAGCGCCCCCUCCAUGUACUCUGAGAAGGUGAUGCACAUGUUUAAGGGGUGCAGGAGGGAGGACACGGCACCUCACAUCUAUGGUGUUGCCCAGUCAGCCUAUAGGAACCUGUUGACCACGCGCCAGGACCAGUCUAUUGUGCUGCUGGGCAAGAGCGGCAGCGGCAAGACUAUCAACUGUCAACACCUGGUCCAGUACCUGGUCACCAUCGCUGGCAGCACUGGCAAGACCUUCUCUGGUAGGUUUCGAGGGGAAAGAACAUGCACGGAGAAGUGGCAGGCGGUCUACACCAUCCUGGAGGCUUUUGGGAACAGCUCCACCUCCAUGAACGGGAACGCCAGUCGCUUUUCCCACAUCGUGUCCCUGGACUUUGACCAGGCUGGCCAGGUGGCCUCGGCCUCCAUUCAGACCAUGCUGCUGGAGAAGCUAAGGGUGACCAGGCGGCCAGAGGGAGAGUCCACCUUCAAUGUCUUCUACUACAUGAUGGCUGGAGCUGACAGUUCUCUAAAGACUGAGUUGCACUUUAACCACUUUGCUGAAAACAGCGCCUUCGGAAUCAUGCCUCAACCCAAGUCUGAAGAGAAGCAGCGGGCCUCCCAGCAGUUCACCAAGCUGCAGGCAGCUAUGAAGGUCCUGGGGAUCAGUGGGGAGGAGCAGAGGGCCUUCUGGCUGGUCCUGGGGGCCAUCUAUCAUCUAGGAGCUGCAGGGGCCACCAAGGUGUCAGUCAUCGAGGAAAUUGACGAAGAGAAAGCCGGUAGGAAACAGUUUGCACGUCAUGAGUGGGCGCAGAAGGCUGCCUACCUGCUGGGCUGCACCUUGGAAGAGCUCUCCUCCUCCAUCUUCAAGCACCAGGCCAAAGGCACCCUGCCCAGAGCCAGCUCUAUACGCCAGGGGACAGACGAUGCAGCAGGAGAAGCCUCAGGUUCCAAGACCACAGCCAUGGAGUGUUUAGAAGCCAUGGCAUCUGGGCUGUACUCGGAGCUCUUCACCCUCCUCGUCUCCCUCAUCAACAGGGCUCUGAAAUCCAGCCAGCACUCUCUGUGCUCCCUGCUCAUCGUGGACACCCCGGGCUUUCAGAACCCUCGCCUGGCCAAGCGGGAGCGCGGAGCCACCUUUGAAGAGCUCUGCCACAACUACACCCAGGAGCGUCUGCAGACACUGUUCUAUCAGCGCACCUUUGUACAGGAGCUAGAGAGAUACAAAGAGGAGAACAUAGAGCUUCCAUUAGAUGACAUGGAACCUAACACCUCUCUGUCUGUAGCUGCAGUAGACCAAGCGUCAAGUCAAGCACUGGUGCGGACGCUGAGGACUGAUGAGGCGCGGGGCCUGUUGUGGCUGAUGGAGGAGGAGGCUCUGCAGCCUGGGGGUUCUGAGGACACUCUACUGGGACGUCUCUUCAGCUACUACGGCCCUGCCGAGGGCGAGAGCAAAGGUCACACCUUGCUGUUGAAGAGUGAGAGACUACAUCACUUCCUGCUGGGCCACAGCCAUGGUACAGACUGGGUGGAGUAUGACGCCCGUGGUUGGCUGAGCCAUGCUAAACAGAAUCCUGUCUCGACCAAUGCAGCGAGUCUCCUGCAGGACUCCCAAAAGAAGAACAUCAGUGGUCUGUUUAUGAGUCGAGGGGGUGGGGCCACCAUCCUGUCAGGCUCCAUUGCUGGCCUUGAGGGCGUUUCCCAGCUGACCUUGCGGCGUGCCACCAGCAUGAGGAAGACCUUCACCACCGGGGUGGCAGCCGUCAAGAAGAAGUCCUUCUGCAUCCAGAUCAAACUACAAGUGGACGCUCUGCUGGACACGGUAAGGAGGUCCAGGGUUCACUUUGUCCACUGCUUGCUGCCCAAUGCUGAUGCCCUGCGGGCGGGCAGAGGGGAAUUGGAGGCCCAGGGGGAAAGUGGAGACUCUGGCCUGAUGCAGCUGGAUGUGGCCCUGCUCCGGUCCCAGCUCCGCGGCUCCAAGCUGCUGGACGCCCUCAGAAUCUACAGACAAGGAUACCCUGAUCACAUGGUCUUCUCAGAAUUCCGCCGCCGCUUCGAUGUGCUGGCACCACACCUGACCAAGAAACUUGGCCGCAACUACAUAGUGAAGGAUGAGAAGAGGGCGGUAGAGGAGCUGCUGGAGUCCCUGGACCUGGAGAAGAGCAGCUAUCACAUGGGACUGAGUAGGUUGUUCUUCAGAGCGGGGACCUUGGCUAAACUGGAGGAGCAGAGGGAUGAGCAGACCAGACACAACAUCACCCUGUUCCAAGCAGCCUGCAGUGGGUACCUGGCCAGACAGGCCUUCAAGAAGAGGAAGACCCACGACCUGGCCAUCCGCUGCAUCCAGAAGAACAUCAAGAAGAACAAGGGAGUGAAGGGCUGGCCCUGGUGGAAGCUGUUCACCACCGUACGGCCGCUCAUCGAGGUGCAGCUCACAGAGGAACAGAUUCGAGGAAAAGAUGAGGAGAUCCAGCAUCUGAAGGGCAAGCUGGAGAAGACUGAGAAAGAGAGAAACGAAGUGAGAUUGAACAGUGAUCGACUGGAGAGCAGGAUCACAGAGUUGUCAGCGGAGCUUGCGGAUGAGAGGAACACUGGAGAGUCGGCCUCCCAGCUGCUGGAGACAGAGACGUCUGAGAGACUGAGACUGGAGAAAGACAUGAAGGACCUACAGGCUAAGUUUGACUUGAUGAAGAAGCAGAUGGAGUGUAUGGAGAUGGAGGUGAUGGAGGCUCGUCUCAUCAGAAUGGCAGAGAUCAACGGGGACAUGGACGACGACGAUGAUGAUGCAGGAGGAGAGUGGCGGUCGAAGUACGACCGAGCCAUCCGGGAGACUGAGUUCACCAAGAAGAGACUUCAGCAGGAGUUUGAAGACAAGCUGGAGACCGAGCAGCAGAAUAAAAGACACCUGGAGAGAAGGCUGACUGACUUGCAGGCGGACAGUGAUGAGGUGCAGCGCUCUGUGCAGCAGCUGAAGAAGAAGUGUAGCAGAUUGACAGCUGAGCUGCAGGACACCAAGCUGCACCUGGAGGGCCAGCAGAGCCGCAACCACGACCUGGAGAAGAAACAGAGGAAGUUUGACUUGGAGCAGAACCAGGCCCAGGACGAGGUGCUGAGGGAGAAGAACCUGAGAGAGAAGCUGGGCCGGGAGAGAGACAUGAUGACUGGGGAGCUGUUCAGUCUGCGACAGCAGCUGCAGGACAAAGACAUGGAGCUGUGUGCCGUCCAGCUGAAGGUGGAGCAGCUGGAUGCGGAGCUACAGGACCUGUCCUCCCAGGAGUCCAAGGACGAGGCGUCGCUGUCCAAGACCAAGAAGACCCUCCGCGACCUGGAGGCCAAGGUCAAAGACCAGGAAGAGGAGCUGGACGAGCAAGCCGGGACCAUCCAGAUGCUGGAGCAGGCCAAGCUGCGUCUGGAGAUGGAGAUGGUGAGUCUGCGGCAGACCCACUCUAAAGACAUCGAGAGCAAGGAUGAGGAGGUGGAGGAGAUCAGGCAGUCCUGCAGUAAGAAGCUGAAGCAGAUGGAGGUACAGCUGGAGGAGGAGUAUGAUGACAAGCAGAAAGUCCUGCGUGAGAGGAGAGAGCUGGAGACCAAAUUGCUGUCUGCCCAGGACCAGGUGGGCUGCAGGGACGUGGAAACAGAGAAGAGGCUGAGGAAGGACCUGAAACGCACCAAAGUGCUGCUGGCUGACGCCCAGAUUAUGCUGGACCACAUGAAGAACAACGCCCCCAGCAAGCGAGAGACCGCCCAGCUCAAAAACCAGCUGGAGGAGUCAGAGUUCACGUGUGCUGCGGCGGUGAAGUCUCGUAAGGGCAUGGAGAUAGAGAUCGAGGACCUACACAUCCAGAUGGAGGAUGUGGUCAAAGUCAAGAUGUCGCUUGAGGAGCAGGUGUCCCGUCUGCAAAGGGAGAAGAACGACCUACAGUCUCGUAUGGAGGAGGACCAGGAGGACAUGAACGAGCUGAUGAAGAAACACAAGGCUGCCGUCUCCCAGUCUGCCAGAGACCUGGCCCAGAUCAGUGACCUGCAGGCCCAGCUGGAGGAAGCCAUGAAGGAGAAGCAGGAGAUCCAGGACAAGUUGCAGUCCCUGCAGAGCCAGCUGGAGUUCCAGGAGCAGUCCAUGGUGGAGAAGUCCCUGGUCAGCAGGCAGGAGGCCAAGAUCCGUGAGCUCGAGACCAAGCUGGAGUACGAGAGGACCCAGAUCAAACGCCUGGAGAGCUUGACAGGUCGUCUGAAGGAGAACCUGGAGAAGAUGACGGAGGAGAGAGACCACCGCGGUAAUGGAGAGAACAGGGAGAAGGAGCAGAACAAACGCAUACAGAGACAGAUGAGGGACAUCAAAGAGGAGAUGGCUGAGCUGUCCAAGAAGGAGGCCGAGGCCAGCCGCAAGAAGCACGAGCUGGAAAUGGACAUAGAGAGUCUGGAGGCAGCCAAUCAGAGUCUGCAGGCAGACCUCAAGCUGGCCUUCAAGAGGAUUGGAGACUUGCAGGCUGCCAUAGAGGAUGAGAUGGUCGACAGUGACGGCGAUGAUGACCUCGUAAACAAUUUACAAGACAUGGUGACAAAGUAUCAGAAACGAAAGAACAAAACUGGUGACGAGUCGGACACGGACUCAGAGGUGGAGGACCGUGUGGACGGGGUCAAGUCCUGGCUGUCCAAGAAUAAGGGCUCCACCAAGACUCUGUCAGACGAGGGCAGUCUGAAGAGCUCCAGAUAUGCAGUGAAUGUAGAUGCCAAGGAAGGCAAAGAGGUUAAGGAGAUUAAAGAAGGUAGCAAGGAAGGCAAAGAGAGCAAAGAAGUAGACAGCAGAUCGGUGUCUGUGAUGAGUUCCCUUAGCUACAGGAAGCGUUCCAACCUGAAAGACUCCAUCGGAGGCCAGGGGGACGAGAGCUCCCUCUUCAGUACGCUAAAGGAACAGUCCGACACCCCGGACCGCUCCUCCCUACGCAAGGCCAAGUCUAAGUCCACAGACCAGGACGACAGGAAGAAGUCACAAGAUGAUGAUGACCGUGGUUCGGUCAUCUCCCAGGCCUACUCUGAGGCCACCAGCAGGGCCAGGAAGGGUCUGGAGCGCCGCUGGGCCCCACACAGCCCUGACUUUGACAAGGACUCCAUGGUGUCCUCCCUGGCCCCUAGCAGGUCCAGCCGUAGAGCCAUGCCAAACAUGGAUGAUGACAAUAUGUCCACCAUUAGCAGCAUCACCAGUGUUAGUCGUACCAGCCCUCGUGGCCUGCGACGUAGCACCUCCUGGAAGGAUGAUGGGCGUAUCGAUUCAUACGGGACCUCGGUCAGCCCCAGCAUGAGCAGGCGCACUGGGGGUCGCAGCCCAGGCAGCGUGAGCAAGGCUGACUCCCGUAUAUCUGUGGCCCGCAGCAGCCGGCUCAGUGAGUUCGGCCUGCGCAUGGACGACGAUGAUGAUGCUCUGAGCAUGGCCUUCAGUCAGGGAACCUCUGCCUACAGCCCUCACUCCCUAGGCCGCAGCUACUCCACCCCGGCUCAGCCUCGCUCCUCUGACGACAACCCCCCAGACACCUCUGACAUUAAGGCUGUCACCCACCGGAACUACCUUGACCCUGACCUGGAGAAGGCCAUCAACGAGGUCCUCAGCUUCAAGCCCAUCAAGUUCAAACGCAGCAAACUGGACGAGUCUGACGACGAGGAAGAGAAUGAGGAAAAGAAAGAUGAGGAUGACCGGAACAGUGUGAAGGGGGAUGACGAGGGUCUGGGCCGUAGUGCAUCCAGCGUGCGUCGCUCAGCGUCUGGCUCAGCAGUGGACUACAGCACCAGGUCCUCCAGCAGCUUCAGCUCCCACAGCACCAGCAGCUCCAGCUCCCGCAGAGGCAAGGCCAAGAAGAAGAGCUCCUCAGACAGCUCCUCAGACUCAGACGACCGCCACAGCAGGAAAAGCUCCAAGAAGAAGGGAAAGAAGUCCAGGAAGGGCUCCAGGAAGAAAGAGAGCAAGUCUGAAUCUUCCUCUUCUGAGUCCUCCUCUUCCUCCAGCUCGGCCUCCACCGUCUCCUACCGCAGCUCCAACAGUGUGAAGAGAGGUCCAGCCCGCCCUGCCUCAGAUGAGGAAGAUGCCGCUGAACAGAGAGCCCCAAGUAAGAAGGAUGAGAAGAAAAAGAAGAAGAAGAUGGACAGCAUGGUGAUGAAAUAUCUCUACAAGCCUGAUAGUGACUAAAGCCCCUGGCCAGCACCCUCCUCUGUACCGGAGACACCUCAGUGAAGAGGACAAAGAGGAGAGGGGUUCGAGCAGACACUCCCUGAAGGAAAGUGACAGUGAU